This is a messenger RNA of Pyrus x bretschneideri (Chinese white pear), 1776 nucleotides long. RefSeq lists its product as uncharacterized. The coding region runs from base 252 to 1403 and encodes 383 amino acids. Gene Ontology annotation, molecular function: double-stranded DNA binding. NCBI's taxonomy places the organism in Eukaryota, Viridiplantae, Streptophyta, Magnoliopsida, Rosales, Rosaceae. Gene Ontology annotation, biological process: regulation of DNA-templated transcription; chloroplast organization. The transcript is spliced from 2 exons. Gene Ontology annotation, cellular component: chloroplast. The record is from RefSeq and is a predicted model, not a curated record.
CUAAUUUAUUGCGGGUUAGUUAUUCGUCAGCACGGGUUUAGCUUACGAUGUAUUUGGAAGCCCUCGUCCAAACGAGUAUUUUACAGAAAGCCGACUAGGAAUUCCAUUAAUAAAGAGAAAAGCACCAACCAUAGUAGUAGUACUGAUUGUUUAAAAAAAGGGGAAGUAUUAGCCGGUAGGGUUUUGGGGAUUUUCCAAUUGAAUUGGAUCGUCAUCGGCACAGUUGCUUCCACUCUACUAACACGGCUAGUAUGCUGCAAACACUCAGAUUAUGCUAUUCGCAAUCUUGCAGCAUAGUUGCUGUUUCCAGAAUCACAUUCUUUGUUCAAAAUCCGAUACUCCGCAGACACUUGAGCUCGGAAAUCUCAGAAAUCCAUCCCAAUUUCACAAUCAAUUACCUCAUAAACUCAUGUGGGUUGUCCCCAAAAGGUGCGAUUUCAGCAUCCAAGUGGUUCGAGUUGCAAUCCCCAGAAAGAGCAGACUGCGUCUUGUCCCUCCUCAGAAGCCAUGGAUUCUCCGAAACCCAGAUCUCCAAGAUCGUCAGGUCAUGCACACAACUUCUUAACUCCAAUCCGGAGAAAACCCUUUUGCCAAAGCUUGAGUUUUUCAGGUCGAAUGGGGUUUCAAGGGAGGGCCUUGGAAAACUUCUGGCAAAUUAUCCGCGGAUUUUGAGUGUGAGCUUGGAGAAACAGAUUGUACCCACUUACAACUUCCUUAGGAGUAUGAUUUCUGAGAAAAAUGCCGUUUCGGUUUUGAGCCGGGGCUCAUGGUUUAUCUAUUCCAAGAAUUUGGUGCCAAAUCUUGAGAUGUUGAGAGAAUCAGGUAUGCCCCCAUCCUGCAUUUCUCUGUUGCUUGCUCGUCAACCCACUGCUUUUGCGCUGACGCCUAAACUGCUUGGUGAGGUUGUGGAUAGGGUUGAGCAAAUGGGUUUUAAUAUGCAAACAUCAACUUUUGUGCAUGCAAUGUGUGUAUUAUUAUUGCGCUUUAACGAUAGUAACUUGGUAUGGAAUCGAAAUUGCGAAGUUUAUAAGAGGUGGGGUUGGUCUGAGGAUGAUGUUCUCUCUGCUUUCAGACGGUACCCGUUCUGUAUGAAUAAGUCGGAGACAAAAAUAGCGUCGGUAAUGGAUUUUUUAGUGAACAAGAUGGGAUGGCCGCAGAGAUCAAUUGUCAAAUACCCGACUGUCAUGAGUCUCAGUUUGGAGAGUAGAAUUAUACCAAGGUGUUCGGUCGUGAAAGUUUUGGUGUUGAAAGGAUUGAUAAAGGAAAUUGAAAAUGUGAGUUUGAGUUCGUUAUUGGCACCUACGGAGAACUGCUUCUUGGAUAAGUUUGUGUUCAGAUAUAUAGAUGAAGUACCUCAAUUGUUAAGCGUGUAUAAAGGGAAAGUGGAAGCCCAGGAUGUUUGAUGUUGGUAGGAGAUGCAGUGCUGGUCAUUGUCAAUGGUAGCAGCUAGCUUUUGGCCCAGUUUUUAUAUUGCAAGGUUAAAAAGGUGAUUGAUGGCCGCGUAAAUGUUGUGCCACUUCCACUUGAAGACUGAAUGGAGAUCAAGGGAGAUCGAAUGGCAAAGGCGUGGAGACAGAACUGCGUGCUAGUUGAGUUUCUAGUAAGAUACUAAUUGUUGUGAUAGUCGGACACAAGCUUGAGCCGCUACAAUUGAUGCAAUAGUCGGGAAGCAAGCGCUGGUCCUAGCCGGGCAUCAUCCUUUUUGAAUUGAUUGUUGGACACGAGUUGUAAAAUAUCGAAUCCAAAAUAAAGAAUCAUCAACCAAAAAUUCAAGAA